CGGAACGCGCGGAGAAAGCUUUGGUUGCUUUCAGCCUCAGGUGGGGAGCCAAAACGGAUCAGGAAAACUAGGGUUUUAGGCCUUCCAGGGGGACGAUGGCGUCCAAAACCCUAGCUCGUGCUGGGGCUUCCCUCAUCAAUCGCCUCCGCCUCUUCAAUCCAUUCAAUCCCCCGAAGCCGAGUAGCUCGUUGAUUCUGCCUCACAUUCAUUCCAAUCCUUCGACGCAGUCUUAUCCGGCCAAGUUUCAGACACAUUGGCCUCCUCCGGUGGAGGGAGGAGAAGACGCAGAAACCCUAAAAAUAUUGGUUUCUCCUGAACGGAUUUCCUUCCCCUGCGGGCUCCCUUCGCUUCGCUUCUUUAUAGAAGAUGGAAAUGAUGCUUUGGUGAACGAGCCUUUACUCCUACUUCCAAAAAGAACUUACCAGCCAAGCCAUGUCAAGCGCAAGAGAACUCAUGGUUUCCUUGCACGUAAGGCGACGAGAGGUGGACGGAGGGUCAUUGCCCGGAGGUUGGCGAAAGGUAGAUCAAGAAUCACCGUAUAACAUCGUAUCUCUACCAAGUCUGGUAGUAUUCUGGAAGUGCACUAUCCCUUGGAAAUAUUAGAUUGUUGUGAUCUAAAUAUAACUGUACUCUCUGAUUCCUAGUAAUUGCAGACUAGAAAUAAUAAUUUACAGCAGCAAUUGUAGCAAUAUGUUCUGUAACAACGCAUUGUUUUUGGUUUGCAGUUGGCACAUGUGCCUGGAAUGAUUCCAUGCAUUCUUUUAAAUCAAAUUACAUUUGAGUUAACAAUAUUUACAUUGUGACC
Molecule: messenger RNA, 805 nt
Organism: Elaeis guineensis (African oil palm)
Lineage: Eukaryota; Viridiplantae; Streptophyta; Magnoliopsida; Arecales; Arecaceae
Biological process (GO): translation
Cellular component (GO): mitochondrial large ribosomal subunit; ribosome
Molecular function (GO): structural constituent of ribosome
Source: RefSeq, a predicted model, not a curated record